This is a messenger RNA of Kwoniella mangroviensis CBS 8507, 1380 nucleotides long. RefSeq lists its product as uncharacterized. The transcript has 4 exons. NCBI's taxonomy places the organism in Eukaryota, Fungi, Basidiomycota, Tremellomycetes, Tremellales, Cryptococcaceae. Gene Ontology annotation, biological process: glucan catabolic process. The coding region runs from base 1 to 1380 and encodes 459 amino acids. The record is from RefSeq and is a predicted model, not a curated record. Gene Ontology annotation, molecular function: hydrolase activity, hydrolyzing O-glycosyl compounds.
AUGCACGUCUCAAAUCUUUUGUUACCUCUUUUAACCCUCUCUGUCACUACCCCUGCGGCAGUGUCCGCCCUUCAUAUCAACCCUCAACACAAGAAAGCCCUAUCUACUCCAUCCAACGGUCAACUCCAGGCUAAGAGGGAUGUACCAUCUACAGGGCACAAGACCAAGGCCAAGAGGUUGGUGAAGAAGAAGAAGAGAGCUACUUGUCAAGUCAAAUUCAAUGCUACUUCCAUUGCUACCGAAGCCACCACCAGUGCCACUUCUACCGAUUCUACCGCCUUACCUACUUUGACCAACAACGAAAACUGGGCGAACGCCACGGCCACCGCUACGUCCACUUCAGCGUGGGAUGACGAUACCUCUUCUGCUUCUGCCUCUACUUCUGCUUCAGCUUCCUCAACUUCCUCAGCUUCAAGCUCGCAAUCUACAAGUGGCUGGUACAAGGUCGAUGAAUGGUCUGGUGACUCGUUCUUUGACAAUGUCAAUUUCUGGGAAUGGAACGACCCUACUCAUGGAACUGUAGAUUACCUGAAUGCAGGUGAUGCAUGGAACAGUGGUUUAAUCUCUAUCAACAGCAAUAAACGAGCUGUCAUGGCUGUCGAUACUACCCAAGUAGUAUCUGGAGGAAGGAAGUCCAUCCGUGUACACGGUAACAGAAUCUUUACAGGUGGAUUGAUCAUCAUGGAUGCAGUCCACAUGCCAACCGGAUGUGGAACCUGGCCAGCCUGGUGGUCCAACGGACCAAACUGGCCUUUAGGUGGUGAAAUCGACAUUUUAGAAGGUGUCAACGAUUUCUCUCUAAAUCAAGUCUCACUGCAUACAGGUGAUGGAUGUACGAUGCCUUCGGAUAUGAACAAUGGACAAGUCGGUCAACUUACCACUGGUUCAUACGAUUCCUACAACUGUGCUUCCUACGCUACUUCAAACCAAGGUUGUGGUGUCAGAGACGAAGUUACUCAAAACGCUUAUGGUGAACCAUUCAAUGCUAUUGGUGGUGGUGUUUAUGCUACCCGAUGGAGCAAAGCCGGUAUAACUGUCUGGUUCUUCCCCCGUACCAACAUCCCAUCUGAUAUCACCAACGAUUCACCUGAACCAUCAGGAUGGGGAACACCAAUGGCUCACUUCCCCUCUGAUAACUGUAGCCCUUACCAGUUCUUCUAUGACCACUUUAACAUCUUUGACACGACGCUCUGCGGUGACUGGAGCGGCGCAGACGGCGUCUGGAACUACGCCGGAUACGCAGGACAAAGCGAAUCGUGUGCUGCUCAAACGGGAUACUCGACUUGCGCAGAUUACGUCUUGAAUCAAGGUUCGGCCUUUGCUGAAGCUUACUGGGAAGUCUCAUAUGUCAAGUACUUCAACUCUACCACCGAGGUAUAA